Hibiscus syriacus is the source of this 1702-nucleotide messenger RNA. RefSeq lists its product as uncharacterized. Lineage: Eukaryota; Viridiplantae; Streptophyta; Magnoliopsida; Malvales; Malvaceae. The transcript is spliced from 8 exons. Gene Ontology annotation, biological process: box C/D snoRNP assembly. Gene Ontology annotation, cellular component: nucleus. The coding region runs from base 92 to 1591 and encodes 499 amino acids. The record is from RefSeq and is a predicted model, not a curated record. Gene Ontology annotation, molecular function: RNA binding.
CUAAAACCCUCGAAACACUUCACCGCCAAAAUCUCAAUCUCUCGUCAGUCGGCAAAUCCCGACGGUUUCUUUGGUACUCAGUGAUAACCCAAUGAGACCUCAUUUCAAUUCGUUUCCCCAUCAACCCCAGCAGAAUGGAUUUCAAUCAAGUUCCGCGGCUGGAAAUCAGUGCACUAACGACAUGAACAUGCUUAUGAUGCAACCGCAAAUGGGUAUUUUUAAUAAUAGUAGUAAUCCCAGUGUUACGCCAUUGUUGAAUAAUGUUGGAUUCAUGAAUGGAGCUAACCAGCAGUUUCAGACGCCAAGUAACAAUAUGGGGUUUCCUCAUUUUGGUCCAAUUUUGCAAAAUCCGAACAAUCUUUCGAUGUUACAACAGGUUCCUGCUCAAUUCAAUAACUACCCUUUGCACAAUCCGAAUCAGCCGAAUUGGUUGAAUUUCCCCCAACAAAGUAAUAUUGGAUUGACAAAUGGGCAGCAGCCGCAACAACAGCAGCUUUUUUUACGGAAUCAGUUGCAGAAUCUGAGCCAACUUUUAAAUGUUCAACUCCCUGAUCUCUCACAGCUUGUUUCUGGUGGCCAAGCAAUGGGAUGUCUCAAUCCUACUGUUAUUCAGAAUCCGCAUUUCGGGUUUAUACAGCCAAACCUGAUGCAGCAGCAAGCCGGUCAGGGUCAGCAAAAUUUAGCCGAUGUUAAUGCAUCCAAUUUGUUGUCUGCAGCAGCUUCACAAAGUGGUGUCGGUAAAAAUGGUCAGAACAUGAACAAUUUUCCUGGAAGAAAUGCUAAAAGGGAUUCAAAAUUGGGAUUCAAGAAUUCUAAGUUCCAGCAGCCUGGGUUCCAUCAAGCGGAUAAUGCAAAGAGAGCAUUUGCAUCUUCUAACGGACAUAAGAAAAAAGGAUUGGAUAAUGAGAGGGCAGCUCACUUUCCUCAUUCUAAUUCUGCAAAUCCAGCUAAAGAAAAGAAAAGAUCGCUUGCUUUGACUUAUACGGAGCAAGAAAUAAGACAGUGGCGUGAAGAACGUAAGAAGUUCUAUCCGACAAAAGCUAACUUAAAGAAGAAACUGAGUAAAAAUGUAGCAGACACCGAGGUUGCCAAAUUACGAAGUGAGCAACUCAAGGAGAUUUUGGAAAAGCAAGCUGAGCUAGGAGUCGAAGUUGCAGAAAUUCCGUCACAUUAUCUGUUAGGUUCGGAGAAAAAGGUGGAUGGAAGGGAAGAAAACCACAGGCUGUCAACCAAGAGGGGAAGAUUUGGAUCGAGAAAUGAUAAAAGAGGGAAACUGGAUAAAAGGGACCGUUUUCCCAAGAAACAUAGAUCAACAACGGUGGAGUCAUUCGAUGGCACUUCUUUCAACAAGAGGAGUCCGACCCUUCUGCAGAAGCUUCUAAGUGCUGAUAUAAGGAAAGAUAAAAGCCGGUUGUUGCAGGUUUUCCGAUUCAUGGCUAUGAAUUCUUUCUUUAAGGAUUGGCCUGAAAAGCCUUUGAAAUUUCCCGUUGUGAUUGUUAAAGAUGGUGUGUCGGAGGGAGAGAUCAUUGAAGAGAAACCCUUGCUUGGUGGGGAAGAUAAUAUUGAAAUCUGCAACAACGGAGUGACCUGAAGUAUUAUUAAAGCUGAUGAUAAUAGCAAGAACAGCAACGAUGAAGAUGAUGACGAAAAACUUGACACAAAAGUUGACCAAGCGGCUUUGUAUGUUCUGGAGAAACGAGCA